CUAUUUAAAAAGAAGGUAAUAUGGAGAAAGAAUACAAACGCCGAUCAAUGCUUGUUCCAUACUUCAUUCUCAUAAAAUGUUCAAGUCUCAUAAUAAAUGAAACAUAAUCGAAUUUUCUUAGAGAGUGGGAUCAAAGAACAUUACCAAAGUUCUACAAGAUAGACCUAUGAUAGUCAUGUUAUCGCUCGUCACAAACAAGAAAAUUUGUAGCACAGUUUUUCUCUUAAAAUCCCUUAUUUCAGGAUACUCGAGCUCUACCCUCAACUUACUUUAUUUUGGACAUUACAGAUCUCUCAAAGGUCGACUAUUUUAAUUUUAUUAUGAAAUUAUAUAUACGUGUGGAUGUCAAUUGAUUCCACUUCCCCAACUUCCCUCUUCUCCCCAUCAUUAUGAGAUUGGAUCACCAUUGCCUAUAAAAGGCAUAGUUGUAGAAGAAGGACACACCAAUACAAGCUCUCCUUCUCUUCUUUCUAUCUAUUUCAUAUGUUAUAUCGGUGUGCUAUGUGUUCGAGCGUACGGAAUAAAAGCGGUGUAAUUCUUUCUCUGUUAAUUCGUGUUAAUGGUGUUCCUUAUUCCCAUCGGCGGGAUAAUUAUUUAUAACAAAUUGGGUAAAUUGCAUGUUUGGUCACUAUAAUUACUAAAAUAUUUUACGUUUGCCACUACAAUUAUUUUAUUUCAUUCGUGAUCACUGAAAUUAGUUCAACAGUUCAACUUUGAUCACUCUCCGUUAGUCUCCGUUAACUUUAUAUGACGUGAUAGUCAACUCUGAGAGUUGACUGUUAAAUAAGUGAUGUGGAAAUUAAAAAUAAUAAAAAUUAAUCUUCAUAAUUUCCACCUCAUCCUAACAAAAAAUUUAUUAUAACUACCAAAAUUGAAUACCAACCAUCUUGUCAUGGUUCCCAGAACCCCAAACCAAAACCAACUUUGCUUUUAUCGGCUGCGGCGGCGAAGCGGCCACUGCCAACUGCACUACGUUGCUUCAAGGAAGUAGGCGAAAAAAGAGCAAAAAAUGAGUGGCUUAGGGAUGCCUGGCCUUGGAUGGCUCUCUGCUCUGCGUUGGAUUAAACGUUUGGACAUCCCGGGAUUCUCGUUAUCGUCGUCGGACUGCCCCAAGCUAGACUAUGAUUACACUUGGUCGAAGUCUGGUUGUGUUAGUUUUAGUGAGUCAACUACCUCGUGGUUAACAUGGAGACAAACAAAGAAUGUCCAAUCCUCUUUGGAAGGCCAUUCCAUGCCUCUGUUCCAGCAAGAAUUGAUGUUGUCAACAGAGAAGUAACCUUACAUGUGGGAAAAAUCAUGUACAAAUUGGAGAAACCAAUCUAAAGAAGUGAUGACCUCAAGGAGUAUCUCAAGGAAGAUGUAGAGAAUGGGAUCAAAUUUCAAUUUGGUUCUCUAUUUAUAGUAAUUGUCACUCUCAUUCUUGAUACAUCCAACAUUGGAGAACUCUAGAUGACCAAAAGAGCUAUAAAGAGAGGAAUAUGUAUAAUUUAUAAUAAAUACAAGGUACAAUGACGGAGAAACCUACUAGUAACCACUAUGUGAUCCCAAGCCCAAAACAAGAUCUUUCGGCCAUGACUUCGACCCUUAGUCAAAGAAACCUUUUCCUAGUUAGUUUAGAAGGGUUUUGGCCGAGUCUACCUGUCCCAACAAAAAAAAGAAGAAGAUAUGAUCUCCAUGCUAGAAUCGUUGAUUGAUUGCCACCAAUCGACUCCUAUGGGUAAAGCUACUAAAAAACCUUUUUCUCUUCCCUCUAACUUAAAUUUGAGGUUUUAGAUCGAGUAUAGCCGUCCCCCAUCAAGAAAACCUAAUCACAACCUAAAUAGGAAAACCUUCCAAAUACGGUCAUGCGCUAGGUCGUGUUGGACUCGUAAUAUCUUUAAAUCACGUCCAAAUGCUCUCCAAAUCAUCCUCAACUUCAUAAUUCCAAUCUUUAGUGCAUUUUCCAUAAAAAAAUCACUUGAUUUGCCCAUGGUGACCUACCACACACUAAAACAACAAGCUGAGCGGAAAAUUGGCAAAAAUAUAGAUCUUGCCUAAACGAUAUCCCAAAGAACAUCAAAUGGGGACUAAAAAUAAGUAUAAUUUAUGAUGUAUUAGCACUCCUACAAUUUCAGAAAAAGACAUUAAUCAUCUAAAUAUAAAUGAGGAUGAACUUCCCUCAUUUGACCAGGUGAUCAAAAAAUUUAGGUUGCAUCGAAAACCAUUGUUGUCUCACCUACACUUAUGUUAAUAUCAUUAUUGGACAAUGUAGAUGGUUGGACAUUCUCAUGUUCACUUUUCUGCUCGCAUUUGCUGUCAGUGAAGUCAAUCUUCCUGGCGUAGGUGAUCAUAGUAUCCAGGGCCUAGCUUUGGAAAAAUGUGUUAUGAUGUUCCCUUUUCUGUUACUUGGUUCAUUGGGUUAGACUAACUCCAACCCAUGGAGCAAAAGAGCUAAAAAGCAAAAUUUAGCUUUUUUUUUUUGCUCCAACCCACAAAAUUUUUGGCUGUCAAAUAUGGGUAUGAUCAUUCUAGGAGCCAAAUAUAGCUCCUCUUUUCGUUGGAAAGCCAAAUAUGGCUGGAGUAUAAAGUGGCCCCGCGCAGACCAAUUUUUUUCUCUCGCUUUCUUUGUGAUUGGUUGUUGUUCUAUUUGAAUGUAUUUUAAAUUUAAAUGAGAAAUCAUUCAUGUAGUGACGAAACAACGGUUACAUUGUAGCGAUUAUAUUUUAACGGCCUUAAAAAAAUGUUAUAUUUAGAGUGUUCCCAAAGUUAACGAUAACAAAUGAAUGACUAAUGCUCGAAAUAUUUUUUGUUUCGGAAUUUUAAAAAAUUUACAUAAAAUUUUUUGUUUUCAAAAGUAAUAACGAACUAUAAAAAAGUUAAAGUGAA
This is a messenger RNA of Linum trigynum, 2865 nucleotides long. Lineage: Eukaryota; Viridiplantae; Streptophyta; Magnoliopsida; Malpighiales; Linaceae. The record is from the annotation of a GenBank genome assembly.